Molecule: messenger RNA, 2298 nt
Organism: Apaloderma vittatum (bar-tailed trogon)
Lineage: Eukaryota; Metazoa; Chordata; Aves; Trogoniformes; Trogonidae
Gene: ZNF185
Product: zinc finger protein 185 (LIM domain)
Source: RefSeq, a predicted model, not a curated record
AUGACCACCGAGGACUACAAGAAACUGGCUCCGUAUAAUGUCAGGCAAAAAUCCGUGGACUUGGAUGAGGAGGACGUGCCUUUUAGCGCAGACGAACAUAAAAAGAGGACAGAGGCGGCCAACAGUGUCCUGCGACGCACUGCCAGCAGGGAACGGGCUUACGUCCUCUCGGCGGCCAAGAAAAGCAACGGCAGCCCAACGCAAGAAUUCCUGCCGUUGUUUGCCAAGAGAAUUGAGAUAGAAGAAGAGGAAGGCCAGCAGAGGAGGAGUCCAACCAUGCCUGGCAGGUUUACACUGGAUGACAACCACAGUACUAACGGGCUACGAAAAACCACCACUUCCUGGAACGAGUCAAAGACAACAGCAGCGUCUUCCUCCAGCCCUGAAACAGGCAAGAAGAGCCAAACCACCACAACCUGGAGCGAGACUUCUGUUAGAAUCUCCACUACUACCGAAAUCAGAAAUGGUGAGAGCAGACAGGCCCCGAGUGGGAAACCCUCAUCUGAAACUGUGUCACAGCUUGAGGACGGUGACAGACCUCCGAAGGAAAAGCCUGAGCCCUUUCCAUGGGAUGAACUGGCCCCUAAAGCAACCUUGGUUACCACGAACGGAAGUUAUCCUGAACACACAGAAACCAACAAUGGAUUUUACCCAACAAAGUGAGGAACUCCCUCUCUAACCAAGUCCAACUCUGGUUGCAGGGACAGACCUGCGGAUGCUACGGACAAGCUGCACCAUCGGUACGAGGCCUCUUCCUCGCUGGAUGAUGCAAAGUCUGAACCUGCAAGGUCAGAGCCUGGGGCUGGUGCUUGUGAUGCUGCUCACAGUGGCAGGUCUAGCGUGCGGUCUGAUGUCCCUCCUCCUACUACUGAGACACUCCCUGUGCACCUAAAGGACACAGAAUAUUCCUUUAAAGGGUCUGUCCUGGGCUACAAGGAGAGAAGCAGCACCCCAGAGAGCAGAUACGCAAGUCCCGAGGUCCCAGCAUCCAGCAAGCCUUACUGGAAUGAAGAGGCCUCUUCCCAGGAUUUCAAAGAGGGGCGCGCCCCUGUAGAAAGGGGGCACGAGAGCGUGCGGGCCUCCGGUGACUACAGACCAGAGCUGAUCCGAGAAGGGUUUUUGGACUCAAAUGACCAUACUGAAAAGGGACAAGAACCUCCUGACCAUGAUGGCCACCCAGAGCUUUCCAGGUCAAAGGAACAUACUGAGCUUGAACCCAGGGUUGCACUCACAUCCUACCGUAAUUCUACAUGCAGUGGCACUUCUGCAGACUCUAACGGGUCUUCUGUCUGCAGGUCCAGCUCUUUACCCAGAGAAAGCAGCAUCACUGCUCCAGAGACCCCGUGUGCAAAUGACUGUGACCCCGGCCAGGACAGGAUCACUCCAGCUUAUGAAGAACAAACCCACCCCACGACAGAGAGUCGUCACGAGAGCCGGGGAGACUGGAGACACGACGAGGCCAACACAGUGGCAGCCAGGUCUAACUUCAGCUCAGAAGAGAGUGCUCUUGGUGCAUAUGAGACCCAGCACCCCACACCACUGUACGUGGACCGCCAGCCUUUUAACAGCAGCCUGGCAGCACCCAGCCACAGGAUACCAUCCUACGUGGACAGCCAGGUGUUCAGCACCACAAGACCUACCCCAGAUUAUGAAGGGAGAGUUUAUGAUGGGAGAAGCAGCCCCAGGAACAGCAGAUACGACAGCGCUAGCGCCAGAGGGCACGGGGAGUUUAACCUCACGGCUGGACGCCACGACUCCCUUCCCAGAGACACCACCGUGUCCAUUUCCCAGAGAAGCCACAGGGUGCCGUUCUACAUGGACACCUUAAACUAUGACAGUACCAGGUUUCUCUCAAGGUCAAGCGAGAGGAUCAGCACUCCAGUUGCCACCUCACCGCACGACGGUCCAGCAGCCUCUGGGUACCAGCCCGACCCCAGCACUGCCGGAAAAGGGGUCCUUUUUGUGAAGGAGUAUGUGAACAGCAGCGAGAGAUCGGCCUCCCCGCGCUACGGCAGUGGCAGCCUUGUGGAUUUGACCGAUUUGGAGAGAGCAACGUACAGCCACCACAGCUACCUGUCCAGUGCUCCCCUGCAGAGGUCCAGCGAACCAGUUUGCAGUUACUGCAGCCGUGAGAUCCGAGACUGCCCUAAGAUCAUAAUCCAGCACCUUAACAUCUGCUGCCACGAAUACUGCUUCAGGUGUGGAAUUUGCCACAAAGCAAUGGGAGAUCUUCUGGACAAAAUAUUCAUCCACCGGGACAUUGUCCACUGUGACAAGUGCUAUGAGAAACUCUUCUAG